Molecule: messenger RNA, 4280 nt
Organism: Malania oleifera
Lineage: Eukaryota; Viridiplantae; Streptophyta; Magnoliopsida; Santalales; Ximeniaceae
Product: homeobox-leucine zipper protein ANTHOCYANINLESS 2
Exons: 10
Coding region: 1413-3839 (808 amino acids)
Biological process (GO): regulation of DNA-templated transcription
Molecular function (GO): lipid binding; DNA binding; DNA-binding transcription factor activity, RNA polymerase II-specific
Source: RefSeq, a predicted model, not a curated record
GUUCAAAAUCUGAAGCCACCAUUGCUGAAGUCACUCAACUACUCGGCAGUCAGAAGUCGUACGGGCAUAAUUGAAGCAGACCAGAUUUACCGGAUAACCGGAGCCGGAAAGCGCGAUUGACCCAGUAUUCCCGGUAGCCGGUAACCCAAUACUCCAGCCCAGAGAGAGAGUGACAGAGGAGACGCAAGCUAAGCAUUUGACUAUAGAGUACUGUGGAGUCUAUGGAAAGUCAGCUGGGAACCCUAGAUUUCGUGUAUAUAAUUAAUUUUUUUCUUUGUUUUUUGUGCUGUAACUCUACUCUUCUUAAUCUUCUUCCUAUUUCUACAGAUCCCAAGAGACAAAAUUUUAGAGAGACAGAGAGCAAUGGAGAAAGAUCCACGGAUCGGAAGCCUUGUCCUCUGCUUCCUCUGUAAGUCCUUUCUUUUACAGAUUUAUAAAAUGGGUUAAAAAAGGGUUGCCCCAUUUUUAACCAUUUUCACUGAAAAAAUUUAGAGAGAGAGAGAGUCAACCGACCCCUUUUGCAGGGAAUUGGUGGUAUGUAUUUGUAAGGCUUCGAAGAGUCCACAUAUCGCGUUUUAUCUUCACCUUUUCAUUUUCUGCUUUUCUUCUUCUUCUUCUUCUUCUUCUCUCUCUCUCUCUCUCUCUCUCUCUCUCUCUCUCUGUGCAGACUUUGUAAAGCUUUCCGUUUUCCUGUUUUCUUUCGUAUCUGUAUAGGUCUUUGAACUCAUGGCAGCUGCUUAGGAAGUCAAGCAUGCUGAGCACGAGAUAACAGAGUCGCCUGCCUGCCUGCCACUGCUGGCUAGGGCUUAAUUUUGCCAUUUCUCCUGCCCUGCAGACCACUUUCAGACCCAAAGAGAGAAACCAGAAAGAGCUCUUUUGAUUUUUAGAGGGAGAGGCCCAACUUUGGGGACACAGAGAGACGGUUAGAGAAGGAAGUGCUAAGCAGGCACAAGGGUUUUGCUUGCCUUCUUUCUCUUUCUUUCUCUCCAAAGGAACCACCUUUUUCCUUGAGAGGGAGUUGGAGACAUUUGGGCAAUCCGUCUGUCUCCUCUGUCCUCUCUGGUUUUUCUCUUCUUCUUCGUUUUCUUCUUUUUGAAUAUUUUCCUUCUGCCUUUUCUGCCGUUGGUCUGUUUAAUUUUCUGGGCAUUUGGUUUUCUUGUUUGGUUUCUGGUUGGGGGUUUUCUUCGGUUGUAUGAGUUUCUGGGUAUGUGUUUUUGGGAGAAAAUUUCAUGCGUCACGGGCGAAUGUGAAUCAGCCAUUGCAAUUGUGAGAUAUACUUUCGAGUAAUUGGGAGUGUAUGUGAAUCUGUAGAGGAACAGGAGAGAUUAAGGUGGGAAGAAAGCGAUUUCGGUGUUUGACGAACUGCUACACAAGCAAAGAGAAGAGAUCAAAGAAAGGUGUAAUAUUUUUUGAUGAGUUUUGGGGGAUUUGUCGAUAGUAGCUCUGGUGGUGGCGGUGCAAGAAUCGUCGCAGACAUACCUUACAACGGCAGCAGCAACAUGCCGUCCGGUGCAAUCUCUCAGCCACGCCUUGUGGCUCCCUCCAUAGCCAAGUCCAUGUUCAACUCUCCUGGACUCUCUCUCGCUCUUCAGCAAACAAACAUGGAGAGUCAAGGUGAGGUGACUCGAAUGGCGGAGAAUUUUGAGGUCGGCGCCGGCCGGAGAGGUAGGGAGGAGGAGCACGAGAGCAGAUCUGGAAGCGAUAACAUGGACGGUGCUUCCGGCGACGAUCAAGACGCCGCCGACCACCCUCCCCGGAAGAAGAGAUACCACCGCCACACUCCGCAGCAAAUCCAAGAACUUGAAGCACUGUUCAAGGAGUGUCCUCAUCCUGAUGAGAAGCAAAGGUUGGAGCUUAGCAGAAGGCUUUCCUUGGAGACUAGGCAAGUGAAAUUCUGGUUCCAAAAUCGCCGAACCCAAAUGAAGACUCAAAUGGAACGCCAUGAGAACUCCAUACUUAGACAAGAGAAUGAUAAGCUUCGAGCUGAGAAUAUGUCGAUUAGAGAUGCAAUGAGGAACCCCAUAUGCAGCAACUGUGGCGGUCCGGCGAUCAUCGGUGACAUCUCUCUGGAAGAGCAGCACCUUAGAAUUGAGAAUGCCCGUUUAAAGGAUGAGCUGGACCGAGUCUGUGCGCUGGCUGGCAAGUUUUUGGGCCGCCCAGUUUCAUCACUGGCUAGUCCCAUUGCCCCGAGCUCUAGUUUGGAACUAGGAGUGGGGAACAAUGGUUUUGGCGGUCUGGGCACUGUGGCUGCAACAUUGCCUUUGGGGCCCGAUUUUGGAGGUGGAAUUACAGGCACGCUGCCUUUGGUGCCUCCAGCUAGACCAGCUGCUGGUGUCAUCGGCCUGGAGAGAUCUAUGUUGCUAGAGCUUGCCCUAACUGCUAUGGACGAAUUGGUUAAAAUGGCUGAAACCGACGAGCCUCUGUGGCUUAGGGGCUUGGAUGGGGGGAGAGAAAUAUUGAAUCAUGACGAGUACGCAAGGACAUUCACCCCUUGCAUUGGCUUGAAACCCAGUGGUUUUGUCUCCGAAGCAUCUAAGGAGACUGGUGUGGUGAUCAUCAACAGUUUGGCUCUGGUGGAGACAUUAAUGGAUUCGAAUCGAUGGGCAGAGAUGUUCCCUUGUAUGAUUGCCAGAACCGCUACCACUGAUGUGAUUUGCAUUGGAAUGGGGGGAACCAGAAAUGGUGCACUUCAGUUGAUGCACGCUGAGCUCCAAGUUCUCUCACCAUUGGUUCCGGUUCGUGAGGUCAAUUUCCUUCGCUUCUGCAAGCAGCAUGCCGAAGGGGUGUGGGCUGUGGUGGAUGUGUCUAUCGACACCCUCCGGGAUGCUGCCGCUGCACCGACAUAUUUGAGCUGCAGGAGGCUUCCUUCUGGCUGUGUGGUACAAGAUAUGCCAAAUGGUUACUCCAAGGUUACAUGGGUUGAGCAUGCAGAGUACGACGAGAAUGUAGUUCACCAGCUUUACCGGCCGUUGAUCGGCGCCGGCAUGGGCUUCGGCGCCCAGCGGUGGGUCGCCACUCUCCAGCGCCAGUGCGAGUGCCUCGCCAUCCUCAUGUCCUCCACCGUCCCCAGCAGAGACCACGCCGCGAUAACGGCGAGCGGGCGGCGGAGCAUGCUGAAACUGGCGCAGCGGAUGACGGAUAACUUCUGUGCGGGGGUAUGCGCCUCCACCGUGCACAAAUGGAACAAGCUUACCACCGGAAACGUGGACGAGGAUGUCCGCGUCAUGACCCGAAAGAGCGUGGACGACCCCGGCGAGCCACCCGGCAUCGUCCUCAGCGCUGCCACCUCCGUCUGGCUACCGGUCUCACCUCACCGGCUCUUUGACUUCCUCCGCGAUGAACGGCUGAGGAGCGAGUGGGACAUCCUAUCUAACGGCGGACCCAUGCAGGAGAUGGCCCACAUCGCCAAAGGCCAGGAUCAUGGCAACUGCGUCUCUCUCCUUCGCGCCAGCGCUAUGAACGCGAACCAGAGCAGCAUGCUUAUCCUGCAGGAGACUUGCAUAGACGCGGCGGGCUCGCUUGUGGUGUACGCGCCGGUUGAUAUUCCGGCCAUGCACGUGGUGAUGAACGGCGGCGACUCGGCCUACGUGGCGCUCCUCCCCUCGGGCUUUGCCAUCGUUCCUGAAGGGCCGGGCUCGCGCGGACUCGUGAACUCUCCGGGUAGUAGCGCAAACGGGGCCCCGCAGAGAGUGGGCGGGUCGCUUCUCACGGUGGCGUUUCAGAUCCUGGUGAACAGCCUCCCUACAGCCAAGCUCACGGUGGAAUCGGUAGAGACGGUCAACAAUCUGAUAUCGUGUACCGUUCAGAAAAUCAAAGCCGCCCUUCAAUGCGAAAGCUGAGGACCCGGUCAGCUGGAUGUGGGAGCGGCGGAAUAAAUAAAGGGUUGGGAUCUUUUGCAUUAACUAAAAAACGAAGAACAUGAUGUUUUGAUGUGUUUUGUAUUUUGUUUAGUGUUGGUGUGGAAGGAAAAGAAAAGUGGAUGGACACGGAGAACUCGCUAGUGUGAGGUGGGAGUCAAGAACGAACCGCGCGUGAAGAAUCCUUGCCCGGUGGUAAGAUUCUGCGCUUGGCUUUGGCUGGAUGUGGGUCGGGUCGGAUUGUCUUAACACAGCGCAAGGGUGGUGGUUCGGGUAUUGACUCAGUUCGACCCGCGAGUUGGCUCUCAAGUAUCGUAAUGGUUUUAUUUUGAAAACAAAAAAAGAAAAACAGGGAAAUUGAUAAUUUUGCCAUUUAACUGAAUAUUUAUUUUAUUAAUUUCCAUGGUAAUUUUAGUUGUGGAC